Oryzias latipes (Japanese medaka) is the source of this 3395-nucleotide messenger RNA. Lineage: Eukaryota; Metazoa; Chordata; Actinopteri; Beloniformes; Adrianichthyidae. The record is from RefSeq and is a predicted model, not a curated record.
GCGUGGUGCACGCACGGGCUCACUAUCUGUCAGACAUGGAGCGCGGUGCCGGUGAGAGACUUUUGUCUCGCGCUCAUAAAAAGUAACAGGGGGAGUCUAAACCCCCCAAAUCUAGGGGAUCCGCGUGGCAGCCAGGAUCGGCAAUGUUCUGCAGCAGCAAGACUCCGUGCGUCAACGCCGCAGAGAGCUCCAGGAGGGCCGCAGACGGUCUGAGCGACUCCAUCAGGAGACUCGGGAUUCAGGACAAUGAAGAUGUCCACGUGAUGAUGCGGGGCUCCAGCAUGGUGAAGGUCCGCUCUUCCAGUUGGCAGAAGAGCCGCAGCCUGCGGCUGCUGGACGACGGGCUCACGGUGUGGUGUGAGUCCACCAAGAGCUCCUUCAAAGGCAAAUCCCAGCAGACCUUUGCAGUGACUGAGGUGGAUUGUGUGCGCGAGGGCUGCCAAUCGGACGCGCUCAGACGGCUGUCCGGUUCAAUGCCGGAGAACCAGUGCUUCUCCGUGGUCUUCAGAGGAGAUCGGAAGAGCCUGGACCUGAUGUGUCCCACGGCAGAGGAGGCCCAGCGCUGGGUGCGAGGACUUCGCUUCCUAAAGGAGCGGGUGGCCAGCAUGACGCAAAAGGAGAAACUGGACCAUUGGAUUCGUAGCUACUUGAAGCAAGCAGACCAGAACCAGGACGGCAACAUGAGCUACGACGAGGUCAAACGACUUCUCCAGAUGAUCAACAUUGACCUCAGUGAGCAUUACGCCCGCUCUUUGUUCAAGCGCUGUGACAAGUCUGGAAAUGGCCGCCUGGAACACAAAGAGAUCGAGUUGUUCUGCAAGGAACUGAUGCGACGGCCCGAGCUGGAUGCCAUAUUCAGGCGCUAUUCAAGCAAUGGCUCUGUGCUUUCCAUGCCGGAACUGCGGGAUUUCCUUGGAGAUCAAGGAGAAGACGCCUCUCUGAGUCAUGCUCAGACUAUCAUACACACCUAUGAGUUCAACGACAGUGUGAAGAAGAAGCUGAUGAUGACUCAGAACGGUUUCACCAUGUACAUGCUGUCUCAGGAAAACGAUGUCUUCAACCCUGAACAUGCGCAUGUCUACCAGGACAUGACCCGCCCCCUGGCUCAUUACUUCAUCUCCUCGUCGCACAACACAUACCUGACCAAAGACCAGGUCACCAGCACCAGCAGCACUGAGCCGUACAUCAAGGCUCUGAAUCAGGGCUGCCGCUGUGUGGAGCUGGACUGCUGGGAUGGAGAUAAAGGAGAACCUGUCAUUUACCACGGUCACACCCUAACCUCCAAGGUUCCAUUCAAGUUGGUCAUAGAAACCAUCAACCAGUAUGCCUUUCGGGCAUCUCCGUACCCUCUGGUCCUGUCCUUGGAGAACCACUGCUCUAUGGAGCAGCAGGCAGUCAUGGCCAAACACCUCCACACCAUCCUGGGGAAGAAACUCCUCACAAAGCCUCUGAGUGACCUGCCUUUGACUGAGCUGCCUUCUCCUGAGGACCUUAAAUUUCGAAUUCUGGUGAAAGGAAAGACGCAGUCGUCUCGCCUGGGUCAGAUGGGCAAAAGUGUAAGUUCUGCCAGUUUUGCGUCGAGCUGUGAAGACGAUGAGACUAGCAGCAACAAAAGCGCAUCCAAAAAGGAUCCUACAUAUGUCUCUUCAAAAUUGAGCCCGGAGCUGUCAGAACUGGUGGUUUACUGCAAGAGUGUCAACUUCAAGGGGUUUGACAACAUAUCCAACAUGCCUCCAAAUGAAAUGUCUUCUUUCUCUGAGUGUGAGGCUCUCAAGCUCAUCAAAGACUCAGGGAAGCUUUUUGUAAAACACAACACGAGGCAGCUGAGCCGGAUCUACCCCUCUGGCCAGCGUCUGCAAUCCUCCAACUUUGAUCCUCAGGAUAUGUGGAACAGUGGCUGCCAGAUGGUGGCUCUCAACUUUCAGACACCUGGGGAGCAGAUGGACCUUAAUCAGGGUCGCUUCCUAGCCAACGGUCGCUGUGGCUACGUGCUCAAGCCCAGCUUCUUGUGCAGCCCUACGUCCAACUUUGACCCAGAGAACACCGGUGGAGGCCCCGGCCACACACCCACACAACUGACUAUACGAGUAUUAACUGCACAGCAGCUGCCAAAAGUCAACACAGAGAAGGCGAGCGCCAUUGUGGAUCCGCAAGUUUCUGUAGAAAUUCAUGGAGUCAGUAUUGACAAUGCAAAAAACAAAACCCAUCGCAUUGACAACAAUGGCUUCAACCCACGUUGGGACUGCACUCUGGGCUUCCAGCUUCAGGUCCCUGAACUGGCUCUGGUGCGCUUUGUGGUGGAGGACCACGAUCACACGGUCAAAAAUGACUUUGUGGGGCAGUUUACUCUGCCUUUCACCAGCCUACGCACAGGUUAUCGACACAUCCACCUCCUGAAGGCAGAUGGCUCCAGUCUGUCUCCAGCUACACUCUUUGUCCAUGUGAAAGUGAGCCACAGAGGACCUCCAGUUCAAACCCUGUCAGAGCGUAUGGCCAUUGCUAAGAGGAAAGCGUGAAACACGCCUGAAAAUGGAGGAAAUUCUGCUUCUUUUGCCAACAAAGACCUUUAGAAGCAGAAACGCUGAAUGUGAAGACUCCCUCAAACUUAACCCGUCCAAUUUCUGUUCAGCCACUUAGUUUCUCAGAUGCACUUUGAGACUUUUUUUGGUCUAUUCAGGGCAAAAAUGAAGAAGAAAAGGAGCCUUAAACACCCUUAUAGGAUGCUUAAGUGUUUAAACGUACAUAACCUCCAUGACAGAAUUAUUAUUUUGACAUUUUAGUUUGUUUUGAAAACGUUUUUAACUGUUUUGUUAAUGUAAAGAUGAAGAGUACCUCAACAGAAAUGAUACUUAUAUGAUUUUUACCACAAAGAUGUGUAAUCCCUGUUUUUUUUUAAAUAUAUUUUAAUUUAACCGUUUUAGAGAUUUGUUAUUUUAUUACUGUGUAACCCAAGUUUUUCAAAAGAUUGAACAGAAUUUUCUUAAAUCAAUCUUACUCAAUACUUUGAGUACUUUAGCACUUUAAACUUACCUUUGAAAAUUGUUUUAACCAUCAUGCUUAGAAACCACCGAUAUGCAAGUACUGGUUCGGUAUCAUUUUACAAAUGUAUUAAAUUCUGGCCUCAAGUCUUGUUCAGCUCUUUGUUAUCAGGAAAUUGUGGAUUAAGACGCAACAGCUCCCUUAAAGCGUCACUGAAGGGAAUACUUAUAGUCAGAGAUAGAAAAAGAGAAGCACUGAGUUUGCCAUAAAUACAAUGUAUAUGCCUUAAUUGUUUUUGACUGAAUCUGUGAUGAGUGAACAGUUUGCAGUGUUAUACCUCAGUGCCUGUGUUUGUAUCAUGUAUCCAAGACUGUGUUUUUGUAAAGCAAUAAUAACACCACAAAAAUGAGACUCGA